AUGCCCGAUAUGCAUGUCUUUAAUGCUCCAGCCAAGCUGGACUUGUCAAAUGCGCCCUCGCAGUACUUCCAGGUCCCAGCCACCUCCGCAUCCUCAUCACUGUACUCCCUCUCCGUGAGUCGCAAGCGCCCACGCCGGAACACCGAGAAGCUUGCAUCGCAUUUUGAGUCUCCCUCCGAAUUCGAGUCCCCGAUGGUCCAGUCGGAUUAUCGGGUAUUCAGCGGAGGAAACGACUUCCACACCUCGGCAGAGCUGGACUACCGUCCAAACCGAUACCGCGAAUCAUUCCUCCCACCAUCUCUGGAUGCAAGCACCGAGUCAAUAAACCCCGAGUCCAGCGGUACAAGUCGCAAGCGCAGUCGUCGUGACUCGGGGAUCGCAUCUCCAAGCGCCGACGGUCCGGACUCGCCCUCCACAACACCAGCGGGUUGGGGCAGGACUGUGAUCAAAGCCGUUGGCAAAGUCCUCGACCUCUGCUGGUCUGGAGCGUUCCGAGGAUUCUAUGCUGGCGGUGGUCAGGGCUAUGAUAUGACCGCUGGAUCACCAACAACGCUCGAAGCAAGCUGGCAGCCUCCGACCAGCCCAUCCACCGAAAAAGAGCCCUUCCACUCCAACCUAUUCGCAACCCCCAUCCCGGGCCAAUACCCAGACGACGAUCUUGAACGCAGCUGGGUCGUUGUUCCACCCGAGGCCCAUGAUCCCUUUGUGGGCAACAGCGAUAUCGCCAGCCCGUCACUGCGCACUCGGCGGAUGUUCCAAGCUUCCAGUCCGCGCCGUCGACCGGCCGUCAUGCCCCGACUUAAGAGGGUCUCUUGUGCCUCGCCACAACCCAAAUCUCCAACCAAAAAUCAGGGCCUCCCCUCGCCCCGAACACGGGACGCCCCUGCAUCUGCUGAGGUGCAGCGACAUGCAGCCAAGAUGCGCCGCAAGGAGCGCGAAGAGGAUGCCAGCAUCCAACGCUUGAACAAGCAGCUGCAAGACAUGAUUCGGGAAGGCAAAGCAGCUCUCGGCACAACGGUGGAGGUAAACGACGUGGACAUGGAUUUCUCCGACUACGACUAA
This is a messenger RNA of Penicillium nucicola, 1062 nucleotides long. RefSeq lists its product as uncharacterized. The record is from RefSeq and is a predicted model, not a curated record. The transcript has a single exon. Bases 1 to 1062 code for a protein of 353 amino acids. NCBI's taxonomy places the organism in Eukaryota, Fungi, Ascomycota, Eurotiomycetes, Eurotiales, Aspergillaceae.